This is a messenger RNA of Dichotomopilus funicola, 1314 nucleotides long. Its product is annotated as SPX domain-containing protein. The record is from RefSeq and is a predicted model, not a curated record. The coding region runs from base 1 to 1314 and encodes 437 amino acids. Lineage: Eukaryota; Fungi; Ascomycota; Sordariomycetes; Sordariales; Chaetomiaceae. The transcript is spliced from 4 exons. Gene Ontology annotation, molecular function: metal ion binding.
AUGAAAUUCGGUCACGCAUUUCAAGAGGCCCUCGCCACCGAUCGCUACCCCCAGCACUGGGUCGAGAAGGCCAUCCCGUAUCGUCAGCUCAAAAAGAUAUUGAGUAAGGUCCGCGAAGAACUCAUUAAGAAAGGUUACGCCCCCGACACGAUCCACCAGCUACUGGCCGACCAUAACGCUGAAUACCGACUUGAAACCGACGCCGCUCACCUGCUCCGCCCGAAACUAGUGGUGAGACCGAACCUCUCGUCAGAUCGCCACGAGCUUCAUCAACCAGCCAGGACUCUGGGCGAGUUGACGACACCCCCUACGCCUGAUAAUGCGGCUGUGGGAAGUUUGCCCGAGUCUGAAGAUGAGCAGAGGUCCUCUGACUCUAACGCCGAGGGAAAUGACAACCAUGACUGGGUCAAGAUUCCACUGAACUCGGAUUCCCGGUUCUUUAGUCUCCUGCAGUCAGACGUCACCGAACUAGAUACGCUACAGGAGAAUGAAAGACAGGCGAUGAACGUAAGAAUCAACACCCUUGGCAACGAGAUUGCCGAAGUGGCCAAACCACGGAAGGGCCUGAUCAAACUCUCCAAGUCAGACUUGUACCGCUGGCGCGAGAUCUUUGAGGUGUAUCUGGAAGCGCAGAUUUUCUUCUCGACGAGCGAAUCGGCGGGCGGGCUGCGUGAGAGUGAGAAAGCGCGCAAGCAGCUGGUAUGGUUCCAGGAGAAUGUCAAAAAGCGACAGCUUCCGCAACAAUUCAAGAUUGAGGCGAGCGCCAAUGCCUACACUCACUUCUUGGCCUUGAACGUGACGCUGCUGGAAAACCUGCAGUUCCAGGAACUGAACCGAACCGCGGUGGCUAAAAUUAUUAAAAAAUUCGACAAGCGGACCUCCCUAGGAGUAAAGAGCACGUUCCCCAAGGCAAUGUACUCUGCUCAUUUCAUAUCCGAGGCCAUCUCCAAAGACAUAUGUGCCCAGCUAGCACGUGAGGUCGUCACCCAGGUUCCACAGGUUGUGGAUUAUACAUGUCCGAUCUGUCUUUCCCUCUGCUGGCUCCCAAUCAGGCUGGACUGCCAGCACCUGUUCUGCAUUCGCUGCAUGAUCAAAAUGCAGAACCAGAAAAAACGCUACUGCCCGCUCUGUCGGGCGGAAGUAGUCCAAAGCGCAAACGAGACACACAUCGACGAGGAACUCGUACGCCACCUCGAGCGAUGGUUUCCUAAAGAAACCAAAGAAAAGCAGGACUAUAACGAACGGGAGCGCCGCAAAGAGCUGCUCGGUGACAUUUACGUCACCGACGAUCCCUCAAAGUGUCUCGUAAUGUAG